GUCCACAGGAGGACCGCGGCGAGCAAGGCGUCUUGGGACCUCGCGGGCGCUGUCUCCGCGCUCCUGUCCCCGUCCCUGCGGAUCCACGAGGCGUAAACCCGGCGGCCAGGAGCGGGAGAGCCCCAGGCAGCCAUGGGCGCCGGCAGCUCCACCGAGCAGCGGAGCCCCGAGCAGCCACCGGCGGAGAGCGACACGCCGGCCGAUCGCGAGCCCAGCGGUGGCGGCCCCGAGGAGGAGGCGACACCGGGCACGGCCGGGGACCCCGCCAUCGCCACUGCGGACCCGGCCACCAAGCUCCUUCAGAAGAAUGGCCAGCUAUCCACCGCCAAUGGUUUAUCUGAGCAAGGAGAUCUCAGCUCUCAGGAAGGAGCCCCAACAGGCCAGGAGGAAGAAGUCACUGUCACAGAUGUUGGACAGAGAGGACCUGAAGAUGUGAGAGAAAAAGAUUCAGAUAAAGAGAUGGCUACCAACUGCACAGCGACGGAGGACAUAAAGGACGGGCAAGAGGAGAUACCUGAAAUACUAGAACAGAUUCCUUCUUCUGCAAGCAACUUAGAAGAGACUGCACAACCUUCCGAGUCCCAGACUAGCGACGUUGGAUUUAAGAAGGUGUUUAAGUUUGUUGGUUUUAAGUUCACUGUGAAAAAGGAUAAGAACGAGAAGUCUGACACUGUCCAGCUACUCACUGUCAAAAAAGAGGAAGGUGAAGGAGCAGGGGCUGGCGAUCACCAAGAACCCAGCAUGGAGACAGAGGAGACAGCAACCAAAGAACUUGAACUCAAACAAUCCACAGAGACGUCAGAAGACACCCUUAUGCAUGAGCAAAGCAACACUGAAAUUUAUCCUCGAGCUGAGUCUGCUCAAGCAGCAGAGGAAGGCAAAGAUGAAGGAGAAGAGAGGCCAGAAAAAGAACUUGCCAAGUCUCCGGAAUCUGCAACCAGCCCCGUCACCACUGAGACCGCAUCGCCCUUCAAGAAAUUCUUCACUCACGGUUGGGCUGGCUGGCGCAAAAAGACCAGCUUCAGAAAGCCGAAGGAGGAUGAGCUGGAAGCUUCUGAAAAGAAAAAGGAACAAGAGACAGAAAAGGUAGACCUGGAGGAAAAUGAAAAAACAGAAGAGAUCUGUGAGCCACCAAUAGCCUCCGAGCAGCCACAGGAGCCUGCAGAAGGCGUGGACCAGGCCAGACUGUCCGCUGACUAUGAGAAGGUGGAGCUGCCCUUGGAAGAUCCAGCCAGUGGCCUUCAGGGAUCUGCCGAAGAGAAAUGCGCUCCACUGGCAACAGAAGUGUUUGAUGAAAAAAUAGAAGUUCACCAAGAAGUUGUUGCUGAAGUCCACAUCAGCACCACAGAGAAGGAAACUGAGGGGCAAGAGGCAGACGUGGAAGGAACAGUAGAAUCCUUGUCCCCUGAAAAGCUGGUUGAAGCAAAUGUUGAACCUCAGGAAGCUAAGCCUGCUGAAGAGGUGAAGCUCAAAGAAUUGUGCAUCUCGGGAGGAGACCAUCUCCAGCCCACGGAUCUGAGUCCAGAUGAAAAGGUGCUGUCUAAACACCCAGAAGGCAUCGUAAGUGAGGUAGACUUGCUGUCUUCACAAGAGAGAAUCAAGGUUCAGGGAAGUCCCCUAAAGAAACUUUUCAGUAGCACUGGCUUAAAGAAGCUCUCGGGAAAGAGGCAGAAGGGGAAACGAGGAGAUGAGGAGCCAGGGGAGCAGCAUCCAGUUCCUCUAGAGUCCCCAGACAGUGGGGACGAGCAGAAGGGUGAGAGCUCUGCUUCCUCCCCUGAUGAGCCCGAGGAGAUCACAGGUCUGGAAAAGGGGGUGGCAGAAGGACAGCAGGAAGGGGAAGUGGAAGAAGGAGCUAUUUCUGAUGGAGAAAAAAAGAGAGAAGGUAUUACUCCCUGGGCAUCUUUCAAAAAGAUGGUGACACCCAAGAAACGUGUUCGAAGGCCUUCGGAAAGUGAUAAGGAAGACGAGCUGGACAAGAUCAAGAGUGCCACCUUGUCCUCCACCGAGAGCACAGCCUCUGAAAUGCAAGAAGAAAUCAAAGGAGUUGGAGAAGAGCAAAAACCAGAAGAACCAAAGCGCAAGGUUGACACUUCGGUGUCUUGGGAGGCUUUGAUCUGCGUGGGGUCGUCCAAGAAGAGAGCACGAAAAGCAUCCUCUUCUGAUGAAGAGGGGGGGCCAAAAUCGAUGGGAGGAGACGCCCACAGAGCAGAGGAGGCCGCCAGAGACAAAGAGCCAGGAGCCGACGUGGUCCUUGCCAGCUCCCAGGAGCAAGAUCAAGCGCAGGGAAGCUCUUCACCGGAGGCAGCUGGAAGCCCUUCCGAAGGGGAGGGCGCUUCCCCCUGGGAAUCAUUCAAAAGAUUAGUCACUCCAAGAAAAAAACCCAAGUCAAAACCAGAAGAGAAAACUGAAGACCUGGGCAUAGAACAUUCAGCUUCCGAUAUUGAGCCCGGGAAAGAAGACGCUUGGGUUUCGAUUAAGAAAUUUAUUCCUGGACGGCGGAAGAAAAGAUCCGACGGGAAACAAGAGCAAGCCGCCCUGGAAGACGCGGGACCGACAGAAGUGAAUGAAGAUGACUCUGAUGUCCCUGCUGUGGUCCCUCUGUCUGAGUACGAUGCAGUAGAAAGGGAGAAAACCGAAGCCCAGAAAGCCCAGAAAAGUGCAGAGAAGCCCGAAGAACAGGUGAUGGGGUUUGUGUCCGAGGAGAUCAGCAAGACUCUGGUUCACACAGUGACUGUGGCUGUCAUUGACGGGACACGGGCAGUCACCAUUGUGGAAGAGCGGUCUCCUUCUUGGAUAUCUGCUUCCGUGACAGAACCUCUUGAACCAGUGGACGAUGAGACUGUGCCAUUAGCCAAGGAGGUAAUAGAAAGAGACAUCGUGGCAGAAGAAACCCCCGUGGUUAGCCAGACUGUGCCAGAGAGCCGAGAGGUCCAUAAGGUUACCAUCCUCAGCGAGGCAGAAUUAACUUCUGAAGCAGUGAUAGCUGCAGAAACCACCGAGGCUAUCGGUACCGAAGAAGCCACCGAAGCAUCAGGUGCCGAAGAGACCACAGAAAUGGUGUCAGCUGUUUCCCAGCUAACUGACUCCCCAGACACCACAGAGGAGGCCACUCCAGUUCAGGAGGUGGAAGGUGGUGUGCCAGAUCUAGAAGACCUGGAGAGGCAGACUCAAGCCGUCCUCCAGGCAGUGGCAGAAAAAGUGAAAGAGGAAUCAGAGUGGCCCGACACCCUAAAGCAGGAAGCCGCGAUUCAGACCACGAGAGAAGCAGAGCUGAAAGCAUCAGAGAAAGUGGAGGAUGUGGAAGAAGGUGAAGCGCCAGGUCCAAGGGAAGAGAGGGAGGUCAAGUUGGAGGUACACAUACAAGAAGCUAACACUGAACGUUUUACUCAAGGGGCUGUCAUGGUGCAGCCCACCCUGGAAAGCUUGGAAGAAGUUCCUGAGGUGACGGCCUGCACGGAGUCUGGGGAGCCUGUAAUCCCAAGUCAGGCUGAAAAGCCCCAGGAGAGCGAAGUGGGACAGGCUGUUCCCCCUGACUCGGCUGAAACCCCGACAGACAGUGAGACCAACGGAAGCACCCCCGUGGCAGAUUUGGAAGCUCUAGAUACAAUUCAGGAUGAUGAGGUUAUGAAAAGUCAUGAAGAAAACACAUUUGCACCUGGUACCCAGCCCCAGGCCACAGAGGCAGAGACCAUUCCAGCCCACAAAGAGGCAUCUGCUAGUUUUCAAUCGCAGGAAGAAAAUAAAGAACAAUCAAGAACAGAAGACGUUCUAGAAUAUACAGAACAAGAGCAAACAGCGGAAGAAGUACCGGUUUCGACUGAGGUGGUUCAAGAGGUUCGCCAGUCUGUUAAUGAGGAAAUGAAAGACGAACCACGUGUUGAAGGACAUGAAAGCUCUACAAGCACAGACAGAACCGAUCGCCAGGAGGAGGUCACUGAAAUUGCCCUCGAUGGCGAAGUGGAAUGUGAGAAGGAUGACAAUAUUGAACCCCAGCGUCCAAGCCCAGAGGAGGAAGAGACAGAAACUCAAGCAGAAAGGGAGAAAAAUGAAACAAAGCCAACACCAGCGGGCCAAGAACUUGAGCUAAAAACAGCUGCUCCCAUCUGCGAGGAGCUCAGCCCACAGCUGAUUCAGAUAGUGGAUAGGCCUGUCUCAGACAGGGGAAGGGAAGUAAGCAGUCUUGAACAUCAAGAGGACUCAGGAUGCAUAGAGGUUCAAGUUCAAAGCUCUGAUGCAUCAGUUACACUAACUGCAGCAGUGGAGGAGGAGCACUUAGCAGAAACAGGUGAAACUUUGGAGUCCGCAGGUGCACAUUCAACACCAGUAGUAAAGUUCUCUGAAAAAGACGAAGAUUGGACCCCUCAGCCAGGAGACGACACUGUGCCAGAGGGGCCUGAGUCUCGGGCAGAAUCAGUAACAGUAACAGCAUCCGCCACUCACGAAAAAGGCCAUUGUGAUCUGGAAGGAGAGAGAGGCGCAUUCCAGGAACAGGGGCCAGAUGAAGGUGACCAGCAGGUUGGUUGUCAAGAAGGCAAUGUGACUGAUGUCAAGGAGGGAGAUCUUGAAGCUGACAACGAGAUUUUGGGACUUGAGACUGAGAGCAGUAAGCUGGUACAGAACAUAAUCCAGACGGCUGUUGACCAGUUUGGGCAAACAGAAGCAGCAGCCUCUGAAACACCUGAUUUACAGACACAGGCUUCCCCAGAGCAAUCCAACAGCCAGGGAGCUGGACAGAAGACAGAAGAUGACAGACAGCAGGCCCCUGCCCAGGAUGAAACACAAGCCAUCGCCACCCAGGAUGAGUUCGUGCUAACCACUGUGGGACCAGCGCCUUCUGACAUCCCCGAAGAUUCCAGUGAAGCUUCAGAAAACAUGGUGAUGGUGGAGGUGGAAAGUUCCAGUGUAAAUGGCCCUCAGUGUGAAGAGGUGAUUCCUCCAUCAGACACAGACGGAGAUGGAACCAAAGCCAAACUUGUGCCAGAUGAUGGUCAGGCCGAGUUAGGAGAAAGAGUUGAGAAGCCAUCCUUUGAAUCCAAAGAAAAGGAGACAGGGGAAGCUACCCUUCACCCUGGCAACCAGUUCUCAGCUCUGUCAGACACCGAUGCCUGUGGAGGUGGAACCAAAGAGUCCUCUGGUGCCAACGGACUGAAAGGGACACAGGAGGAAGAUUCCCAAGAAGGAGGGCUUCAGGAAGGAGAAGGGCACAGUGAGCCUGAGAAGGAGAUGAAACCCCAAAAAGAAGAGGAGGAGUUGGAGAAUCGAGAGAGUGAGCCACCAAAACCCAAACUUACAGAGCACUAAGACGUGGUGUACACGCAUUGGGCGUUUGCAAGACCAGAAUGUGAAGACGAGUCGAGGAAGAAAACGCUGCUGAUGAGAGUCUAAGACCAAUGUCACAGAACUCUGAGAGCUGGAGCAGGAAGACCCACCAAACUCACUUCUAGAGUGCCCUGACAAUCCUGAGGCUUCAUCAGGAGCGAGAGCCAGCUAAACAUUUCCUUUUUCAAGACCACCUAUUAUUUCUCUUGAUACCAUAUAAUUUUCCUGAUUUAAGAUCCUGAAGUCUUAGCCUGGAACUGACAUUGGCAAUACCUAGCUCUACUUCUCGAACUGGAGUAUCAUUCUUUAUGUAUUUAUAUGUAUGUUUUAAGUAACCCUUCUUCUGUAUCUAUUGUAUAUUUUUUUCUUUAAUGUCUAAGACCACAGGCAGUAUAGCACCUGUCCUUUGUAUCACACAAUAUAUGAUGGGCCUGUAGCCAUGGGGAAGCCUUGGGAAGCUCCAAGCCUCACUUAUAACCUGACUUAUAAAGACAACGUGUGAGAAAAUAGCAUUGCUGACAAGAAGGUACAAUUCUUAUUUUUGAAAUUCACUGAUGCUUAGGUUCUUGCGUGGUAGGACUCUGAAACUGGCCCCUUUCUUCUGCACCGCGAGUUAAAAAAUAAAGCUCAUUUUAAAAUGGAGAGAAUGAUGCACUUAGUUACUGUGACUUUUCUUUCUAGUCCUUUGGAGGUUACUCUUAACGCAGAGCAGUAAAAUGUUUUUUAUGUUAUGCUGGAAGAAUUGAUUUAUAAGUUUUUGAUUCUACUCUUAUAUGCUAGACUGAAUUCACACCCAGAGAACAAAAUGAAUCCCGGUCUUUCCAAAUGGUAUUUUGAUAGAUACUGGAUUGUGUCUGUGUCACAUGUGUUGCCCCUUCUUUUAAGAGCAAUGUUGCAUUUUGUUCAUUUGAAUAAAUUGUGAUUUGACAGCUGAUUUAAAUAAAACAUUUGCUUCACUUAGAUUUACUGAUUUUAUUAGUUACUAGGCAGCCGAGGACCCGUGUUCACUCUGUUAGAGUAAGCUAAUGACAACAAGACGACAGACAAGCUGGCACCUUGUAAUUCAGUAACUACAUGGAGACAUCACUUCA
This is a messenger RNA of Castor canadensis (American beaver), 6410 nucleotides long. RefSeq names its product A-kinase anchoring protein 12 (gene Akap12). Gene Ontology annotation, cellular component: cytoplasm. Gene Ontology annotation, biological process: signal transduction; regulation of protein kinase C signaling. The record is from RefSeq and is a predicted model, not a curated record. Lineage: Eukaryota; Metazoa; Chordata; Mammalia; Rodentia; Castoridae. Gene Ontology annotation, molecular function: protein kinase A binding; calmodulin binding.